AUAUGCUAUAUAGACCCUAAAAAGAGGGCGAGAGAGAGAACAACAGAGAGAUAAGAGUUCCUCCUGUCGUCGCCGAGGUUUCUCCGGCGGAAUCCAGUGCAAGGCAAGGAGGCAGCAAGAUGACUCGGGGCAGCCAGAGGGAGCGCGACCGCGAGCGCGCGGCGGCGAGGAAGCCCAACUCCAAGAACGGCGGGGACGGCCUCACCCCGGAGCAGCGCCGCGAGAGGGACAAGAAGGCACUGGAGGAGAAGGCCGCCAAGAAGGCGGCACAGGCUUCUGGGAGCGCCGCCGGGUCCUCCACGGACACCAAGAAUAAAGAUGCGAAGAAGUAGGUCUCGCCGGAUCCGACCCUGCGAUGGUGCCGCCGCCUCAUUACGAUUCUCAGUGACAUAAGUUUGUACCUUUGCAUCUGUGGAUCCUUUAUGCCUCAAUAAUGGUUAAACUAUUCUCGGAUGCAAUGUAAGUUGGGUCACUAGUUUUCUGAAAUUCUGAACUCACGAUAUUAAUAAGCAGUGUUCUGGUUCUGCGAGCUA
Messenger RNA from Lolium rigidum, 533 nucleotides. RefSeq lists its product as uncharacterized. The record is from RefSeq and is a predicted model, not a curated record. The transcript is spliced from 3 exons. Bases 120 to 332 code for a protein of 70 amino acids. Lineage: Eukaryota; Viridiplantae; Streptophyta; Magnoliopsida; Poales; Poaceae.